AUGGAUCCACUCACGCUUGAUCCGAAUGCAGAAUUUGCAUGUGUGUGCUUGUCCACAGUAUCUUGCAAAGUUUUCUAUUUCUGCUUUUUUUUUCACCAGAAAGAAACACCGCUCGCCAAUGCUGCAUUUUGGGCUGCAAGGGAAGGAAAGCUGAACAGUGGGCGAGUAGAUGUGGACUGCAAAGACAGUCUUGGCACAACAGCUCUGAUGGUAGCCUCUUACUAUGGCCACAUAGAUUGUGUUCGGGAAUUGGUGUUGCAAGGAGCAGAUAUCAAUCUGCAGAGAGAGUCAGGUGCAACUGCUCUGUUCUUUGCUGCACAGCAAGGCCACAAUGACGUAGUGAAGUUUCUCUUUGAAUUUGGAGCCUCCACUGAAUUCAAGAAUAAAGACGGAGGCACUGCUCUUUUAGCAGCUUCUCAGUACGGGCAUGCAAAAGUAGUGGAAACUCUGUUGAAGCACGGUGCCAACAUUCACGAUCAACUUCACGAUGGAGCUUCUGCAACUUUCUUGGCAGCACAAGGAGGCUAUCUGGAUGUCAUCCGAUUGCUGCUGUCUUCAGGAGCGAAGGUCAACCAGCCACGGCAGGAUGGGACGGCACCCUUGUGGAUUGCAUCGCAGAUGGGUCACAGUGAAGUGGUUCGGGUGAUGCUGCUCCGGGGAGCUGAGCGAGACGCUGCACGGGAUGAUGGUACAACUGCUUUACUGAAAGCUGCCAUUAAAGGAUACAACAAUGUGAUAGAAGAGUUAUUGAAAUUCUCUCCCACACUUGGCCUGCUGAAGAACGGGACCACUGCUCUCCACGCAGCCGUUCUCAGUGGCAACGCCAAGACGGUAGCUCUGCUAUUAGAGGCAGGAGCGGACCCGUGCCUGAGGAACAAGGCAAAUGAGCUGCCAGCAGAACUCACAAAAAAUGAGCGCAUCCUCCGACUCCUCCGCACAAAGGAAAAGCAGAAGAAAAGCUCAUGCAGCUCUUUAGCAAAUGCAGUUUGACAGAGAUGUACCCUGUCCAACGCUAGCAUGAAAGUAAACCUAGCCCGCCUGAGCAGAGUUUGUUGGAUCAGUUUGCAGAAUUGAUUAGCCUCUCCACUCUACGCCCCGCGGACGCGGGAGACCUUUGCCAUAGUGUUGCCGCGCACGAAGGACUCCACCUGGCACCGUUGAACUCUGAAGGACUGCAAUGAGAGCAGGAUUUGGCCUGAAAGCUGUGUCUGCACUACAGCCCUGACGAUACUCCAGGAUCCCACCGGUCCCAGCACCAAUGUUAGCUCCUCCGUGCCCGCGGCGUGCGCAUCCCCGCGCACACAGGGGCUCCCGCCGUUUCGGACACGCACUCCCUAACAACAUGGCUGCACACCUGCACGGGGUCCCUGAGAGCACCUCGGGCACGUGCCGAAGGGGCGCCCCAGAUCUCACAACAGUUUGGAUUCGUUCAGUCCUGGACCAGCCCCACAGUGCUGCCCUCACUUCACUGGCACUGCCAGCUUUGUCGAUUCCUCCGAAACCCCAAGUGCCACAUGAGGCUGGAGGUGACAUCCCACUGAUGAUAUCCCUAUGGGAAAAGUCCUCCUGCCAGCCCAGGGCUUUGAUAACCUUUUGCUUCCUAAAUGGAGCUCCAUAAAAUGAUCCAGAAUAUUACGAAUUAUGCCAAAAGCUGCCAAAUGAAUAAUAGCAAGGUUGUUUCCUCCUCAGUGUAGCACCUGGAUCUAUCGCUCUGUGCAGCAAGAGAUAGCGGGGCAGUUGGCAGCAGUUUGUAACAUGUAACUAGCUCUGUGGGAUGCAUCCUCAGCCCUGCAGUGUUUGCAUGAGCAUUUCCAUGCGCCAGGGAGGACCGGUUACUGAGCAAACCAGCCAGAGCAUAUCAUUCACUGGCACAAAUACUCCAGAAACUCGGCCGUCAGACACGACAGUGCAGAUGCUAUGCAAGUAUCUGAUGUACAUUCUCCACACACAUAUAUGUGACACUAUGGUUUAGUAUCCACAGCCACUAUGCAACGCGGUUGUUCCUGAGGACGCUGAUUGGGUAUAAAGAAGUGCGCAGUAUACAGGUGUUUCAACAGCUGGUGAGAGCAUUACAUGUAGCCACACUCUAGAACAGGCCCAUUAAUUAAUACAGGCAUGGAAAAUGAACUCAAUAGCAGUUUUGGCCUUUGUGGUGGUUGAGAUGCUUAAAAUAGACAUGGUUGUUACUAGUGCCUGUGUUGGAAAGGCAGUGCAAGUUGUUAAGGUUUUGCAAGGAGCUGUGUUUCGACUAUGUUGCUGUAACACACUCCAUCAAUCCCAGUAGCUUCUGCAGUAUAAAUAUAUACUAAGUCUUGUUAGCCACAAACACAUUAGGGAUUAUUGUUCCAUACAAUGCUAGUUCAGUACACAGAUUCAGGCACUUUACCUGCCUCCAAACUGUGGCAAGUUACUGAAAAGUUGCUUAAGAAAUUGAGGACAAAGAAGAUUGUGAGGGAACGUAAAAUGUUCCCCGUUUAAAACAUGUCUGUCUAGGCUUCAGCUGAAUUGUGGUGCUUUUGCUUUGGGAAGUCAAAAAAGAAAAUUAGUGAGCUAGUGCAAAUUAAUGUAGUUUACUUCCAUGCCAAUUAGCCAUAUCUAUUUUCUGUGAGUAAGUUACGUAAGAAAUCAUGGUUCUGAUGAAGAGAACAGAAGUGGACAUACCUUUGCUCACGAGCUACGAUUGCUAUUGAAUGUCUAUUCAGCAUUAGAAAGGAAAACUUUAAGUUUUCCAAUGACAAUAUAAGGAUACACCAGAAAAAUCUAUUUGUUAAAGUAAUUCACACUGUUGUAUUUUUAAAUUAAAAUAAUGUUGCACCUAACUGAAACUUGCAGACAAAGUGGUAUAGAACCAAAGAAUUAUGCAAGUGCUGAGAGGAUGAUAGUAUUUAGGGUAUGUAGGUUUAAUUCCACAAAAUCCUGAGCAUGCAGAAGUCUCAAGAGCCUUAUUGGGAACUUAAGUUGCACAUCAUUUUACCGGACUAGACUCUAACUUCUUUAUCAAACAACACUGGAGAAGGCUUGGUCCUUCUCCCUUGAGUUUCUUCAGAUCAACAGCUGGAAACAACCACACUCUUCAGAUGAACAGCUCUUUCAGUUGUAAAGCAGGAGGAUAAGGUCUUCAGUAGCCAGACAUGCCGAGUGAGCAAUAAAUACUCUCAAUAUCAGAUGGGUUGUAAUGAUCAAGCCGUCCUCCCAGAGAAAUGUAGAGGCAUCCACUGUUGGUUAAGGUCCCCUAUUUUUUCUUGAUGGCAGAGCACAGAAGAGAGGAUAGGGAAAGCCAGCAGCGGCCCCGUGAUGGCUGGAGUAAGCAAAUUGAGAUAGCAACAUUCAGGUGGCUGCAGGCUGCUGCUUCCGUCUGCCAGGACGUGGCAUGUUUUCUUGUGAGAGUGGUCUCACCCAAGAGAGGCAGCUACUCAGCAGAGGGUGUCUUCUUGAACUAUGCCUGUCUGUGAGAAAAUGCAUGUCUGCUCCCUGCCACUUACAGUAGGACUUUCUAAGUCCUGUCUCCAGUUGCCUCCAUGACUGGCUACCGCAGCCUGGGCUCUAAUGCAACAGGUGAACAUCUGGGAUGCCAGUUCCCAUAGGGAGGCCCUGCCGGCCUUCUUCUAAAUGGGUAGCAUAUGCUAGUACUGGGAGGACAGAGUUACCAGGACCCUUUUUUUGGAGCAACAUUGGGCUAUAACUGGCUUUUUUUUCUUUCUAAACAGAAUUUAAAAUGUGGGGCUAGCACAGGUUGAAGGGAGAGGCCUGUAGCUCCCUCUUCAGUCUCAGUGCUGGCAGAUGUGUGAUGCACAGGUGGACAGCAGUGCCUGGUAGCAAAGCCUCACUCUGCAGUGUUCAGACUGAAGCUGAAUCUGGCUCUAGUUACGAGAAUAUUCAGCCUGCUUGGGAGUUUUAGGAAGGGAGGCCUUCCCACUAUUGGGAGUGUUUCUUUCCUCUCAGAACCUUUGAAGAGAGGGCUGUUUCUGGCUUACAGUGCUGUGUAACCAAAAGGUGCUUAUUCUGCCUGUCAGCGGGCUUGGAAGUUGCAAUACCAUUUCUCACCAUGCAGUUAACCUUUUCACAAAGAAACCUUAAUAAUUCUUAGUGUUUACGUAGCCACCGUCAUCUUUAAAGUGCUCAGUAAAUAUCACUGUGGUUUGUUUGUUGUUCCAAAGAGGAAGCCUGCUUUUCCUUCUUGGCUUAAGUGAUUCAUUAAUAUUAACAGUAGUUCUGUGCAUAGUUGUAGUGCCUUUUGCGCAAGGCUUUCAAAGCGCUCUACAGACACUAUUAGCUUUGCAAGUUCCAAAAUACAUUUCUGAAGGGGCGUAGGGAAAUAUAUUAUUUCAAUUGCACACCAGUGAAAUGCAGCAACUGUUCAUCAGUUCAUGUCAACAGAAGAAAAGAGUAAAUCGAGGCCAGAAAUGAAGGGGCACCAAAUCCAUUUCAUAGACAGCAGGAUAGCACGUAGCACGUAAUGACAUGAAAUAGAACUAGAAUAGGAAAAUUGGCCAAAGUGUUUUUUCAAAACGUGCCAUAUAUACAUAUAUUUCACACAAACACAGCAGCUCCAGUAGCACAGUGCUUUUAGGCUGGCUUCUCUGCAUGUUAAAAUCCAGGCGCCCAGCCUACCGUCUCCUCUGCCUGAGACUUACUUACGCUGGUCCUGUAGCCUGGUAAUUUCCUAUCAGCUGCAAGUGCGUGUAAAGUAUGUGCAAGCAAGAACAAGUUACAUGAGUCAAGGAAAAGUACAGAGCAUCAUUCCUUUAUUUCAUGGAUAUCGAGCCAUUGUAGGAUGGGGACAAGCGCAAGGGAAGGCCAGUGGCGGGUAGA
Molecule: messenger RNA, 4812 nt
Organism: Struthio camelus australis
Lineage: Eukaryota; Metazoa; Chordata; Aves; Struthioniformes; Struthionidae
Source: RefSeq, a predicted model, not a curated record